Toxotes jaculatrix (banded archerfish) is the source of this 3951-nucleotide messenger RNA. RefSeq lists its product as uncharacterized. The record is from RefSeq and is a predicted model, not a curated record. The annotation marks the transcript as partial. The transcript has 11 exons. NCBI's taxonomy places the organism in Eukaryota, Metazoa, Chordata, Actinopteri, Toxotidae. Gene Ontology annotation, molecular function: methyltransferase activity; 2-oxoglutarate-dependent dioxygenase activity; protein binding.
AUCUCACACAUCAAGACAUCCAGGAGCCUCCACAUCAUGUGUCAGAUCCCAGUCUUCUGCUGGAUCUCUGCUACAGUUCUGGAGCACAUGUUGACCACAGAGCAGAGAGGAGAGCUGCCCAAGACCCUGACUGACCUGUACUCACACUUCCUGCUGGUUCAGACAAAGAGGAAGAAGCACAAGUAUGAUGAGGGACAUGAGACGAGUCCACAGGAGCUGACGGAGGCUGACAGGGAAGUUCUUCUGAAGCUGGGGAGGCUGGCGUUUGAACAUCUGGAGAAAGGAAACAUCAUGUUCUACCAAGAAGACCUGGAGCAGUGUGGUCUUGAUGUCACAGAGGCCUUGGUUUACUCAGGAGUUUGUACAGAGAUCUUUAAAAGAGAGAGUGUGAUCUUCCAGAAAACAGUCUACUGCUUUGUUCAUCUGAGCAUUCAGGAGUUUCUGGCUGCAGUCUACAUGUUCCACUGUCACACAGAGAGGAAGACAAGUGAGCUGAGGACUUUCCUGGGAGAAAACUGCAAACACUGGGACUCAAGCCCUUCAGACCGUUUUGUUAACUAUAGCAGCCACUCAUCACUCGAUGUUCUCCUCAGUGAUGCCAUGAAGAAAUCCCUCCAAAGUAAAAAUGGCCACCUGGACCUGUUUGUUCGCUUCCUUCAUGGCCUGUCUCUGGAGUCCAACCAGAGACUCUUAGGAGGCCUUCUGGGUCAGACAGAGAACAGACCAGAAAUCAUCCAGAGAGCCAUCGACAAACUGAAGGAGAUGAACAGUGAUGAUAUCUCUCCUGACAGAAGCAUCAACAUCUUCCUCUGUCUGAUGGAGAUGAACGAUCGCUCAGUACAUCAGGAGAUCCAAGAGUUCCUGAAGUCAGAGAACAGAUCAGAGAAGAGACUCUCUGAGAUCCACUGUUCAGCUCUGGCCUACGUUCUGCAGAUGUCAGAGGAGGUUCUGGAUGAGUUGGACCUGAACAAGUACAACACAUCAGAGGAGGGACGACUGAGACUGAUCCCAGCUGUGGGGAACUGCAGAAAGGCUGUAUUGAAUUACUGCAGUUUGUCAGAGAUCAGCUGUGCUUCUCUGGCCUCAGCUCUGAAGUCCAACCCCUCCCAUCUGAGACACCUGGACCUGAGCUACAACAAGCUGUGGGAUUCAGGAGUGAAGCUGCUGUGUGGUUUUCUGGAGAGUCCACACUGUAGACUGGAGACUACCAAGACCUUCUGCACAUAUAACAACAACAAGCCAUGGUUUACUCCCAAUCUGAGGAAGCAGUGCCAGGCCAAGGAGGAGGCCUACAGGAGUGGGGACCAGGCCCUGUUUAAACAGACCAGCAACAAACUGACCAAGGAGAUCAGAGUGGCAAAGAGAAGCUACAGUGAGAGGCUAAAAAACAGCCUCUCAACAAAUGACUCUGCAUCAGUUUGGAGAGGUCUAAAUCACAUCACCAACUACAGGAGACCAUCCCCCCACCCUGCGGAAGAUCCCAGACUGGCUGAGGAACUUAACACCUUCUACUGCAGGUUUGAUAAGGACUUUCUCACACCUCACGGCCACACAAAGAACCCACCUGCAACACCUCCCCCACUGCUCCAGCCUCCCCCGCCUGCCCUGACGAUCCGUGAAGAGGAUGUGUGUCGGCUCCUUCAGAGACAAAAGACCAGGAAGGCUCCAGGACCUGAUGGAGUGUCCCUCUCCUGCCUGAGAGUCUGUGCUGAGCAGCUGACGCCCAUCUUCACCCGGAUCUUCAACCAAUCCCUGGAGCUGUGUGAAGUGCCCUCCUGCCUCAAACGCUCCACCAUCAUCCCAGUGCCCAAGAAGCCCACUAUCACUGGACUUAAUGACUACAGACCCGUCGCCCUGACGUCUGUGGUCAUGAAAACUUUUGAGAGACUGGUGUUGAACCACCUGAGGGACAUAGCUGGCCCCCUGCUGGACCCCCCGCAGUUUGCCUACCGGGCAAACAGGUCGGCGGAUGAUGCAGUCAACAUGGGACUGCAACACAUCCUGCACCACCUCGACUCCCCAGGGACAUAUGCAAGGAUCCUGUUCGUGGACUUCAGUUCAGCGUUCAACACCAUCAUCCCUGAACUCCUCCAUCAGAAGCUCUCCCAGCUCACAGUGCCCGCCUCCACCUGUCAGUGGAUCACCAGCUUCCUGACGGAGAGGCAGCAGCAGGUGAGGCUUGGGAGAAUCACAUCCAAGACCCGGUCCAUCAGCACUGAACCACCUGGAGCUGAACCUGCUCAAAACAGUGGAGAUGACAGUGGACUUCAGGAGAAAACCCCCACUUCCCUCCCCCUCACCAUCAUGAACAAUACAGUGUCCACCGUGGAAUCCUUCAGGUUUCUGGGUACCACCAUCUCCCGGGACCUGAAGUGGACCCUCCACAUUGACUGUUUAAGGAAGAAGGCUCAGCAGAGGUUAUACUUCCUACGUCAGCUCAGGAAGUUUAACCUGCCUAAGGAGCUGCUGAUCAUGUUUUACAGCACCAUCAUCCAGUCUGUCCUCUGCACUUCCAUCACCGUCUGGUUUGGAUCAGCCACCAAACGGGAUAAGACUGGACUGCAACAGACAAUCCGGGCUGCAGAGAGGAUUAUCGGCACCGACCUGCCCUCCAUACAAGACCUAUACCAGAUCAGCUGUGCUUCUCUGGCCUCAGCUCUGAAGUCCAACCCCUCCCAUCUGAGAGACCUGGACCUGUGUAACAACAAGGUGCAGGAUUCAGGAGUGAAGCUGCUGUGUGGUUUUCUGGAGAGUCCACACUGUAGACUGGAGACUCUGAGGCUGAGCAGCUGUAACCUCUCAGAGAGAAGCUGUGAAGCUCUGUCCUCAGUUCUUAUCUCCCAGUCCUCUAGUCUGAGAGACCUGGACCUGAAUAACAAUGACCUGCAGGAUUCAGGGGUGAAGCUUCUGUCUGCUGGACUGAAGAGCCCACACUGUACCCUGGAGACUCUCAGACUGAGCAGCUGUAACCUCUCAGAGAGAAGCUGUGAAGCUCUGUCCUCAGUUCUCAGCUCCCAGUCCUCUAGUCUGAGACACCUGGACCUGAGUAACAAUGACCUGCAGGAUUCAGGGUUGAAGCUCCUGUCUGCUGGACUGAAGCGUCCACACUGUACCCUGGAGACUCUCAGGCUGUCAGGAUGUCUGAUCACAGAGGAAGGCUGUGCUUCUCUGGCCUCAGCUCUGAGCUCCAACCCCUCCCAUCUGAGAGAGCUGGACCUGAGCUACAAUCAUCCAGGAGACUCAGGAGUGAAGCUGCUGUCUGCUGGACUGAAGGAUCCACAAUGGAAACUGGACACCCUCAGGAUGGAGCCUGGUGGAGUCCGAUGGUUGAGACCAGGUCUGAGGAAGUAUUUCUGUGAACUCACCAUCAACACAAACACAGUAAACAGAAAGAUCAAACUGUCUGACAACAACAGGGAGGUGACACAUGUGGAGGAGGAUCAGCCAUAUCCUGAUCAUCCAGACAGAUUUGACCAGUGGCCUCAGCUGCUGUGUAGUAAUGGUCUGACUGGUCGCUGUUACUGGGAGGUUGAGGGGAGAGGAGGAGUUUCUAUAUCAGUGAGUUACAGAGGAAUCAGAAGGAAAGGAGACAGAGAAAACUGUGUGUUUGGAAGGAACAAUCAGUCAUGGGAGCUGAUCUGUGAUAGUCAUGCUUACUUGGUUUGUCACAAUAACAAAACAACACGUGUCUCCUCCUCCUCUUCAUCAUCUUCCUCUGUCUCUGACAGAGUAGCAGUGUAUGUGGACUGUCCUGCUGGCUCUCUGUCCUUCUACAGAGUCUCCUCUGACUCACUGAUCCACCUCAACACCUUCAACACCACAUUCACUGAACCUCUUUAUCCUGGGUUUGGGCUCUGGUUCGGGUCGUCUGGUUCCUCAGUGUCUCUGUGUAGAGAAACUCUCUCACUGUUGAACAGAUAGUUCAGUCUGUACAUGUCUGUCUCUUUCACU